Humulus lupulus (European hop) is the source of this 1914-nucleotide messenger RNA. RefSeq lists its product as uncharacterized. NCBI's taxonomy places the organism in Eukaryota, Viridiplantae, Streptophyta, Magnoliopsida, Rosales, Cannabaceae. The transcript has 4 exons. The record is from RefSeq and is a predicted model, not a curated record. Bases 1 to 1914 code for a protein of 637 amino acids.
AUGGCGAUUGACAAGACUUGGACGACAUUGAGAAAUCUUGCUUGUCGAGAAUAUUGGAACGGUCUACAAGCUUUCUUGACGAUGGCGUCGGAAUAUAAGGAUUCCUCUGGUAGAAUUAGGUGUCCGUGUGUUAGAUGCAUAAACAAUAGGCUUGAAACUUUACCUAUGGUGAAAGCACACGUAUUCGAUUGGGGUUUUCAUCAAGGUUACGAGAAGUGGAUAUAUCACGGUGAAGCAGAAGCAGAUGUUGCCAAUGUGGUGGACGCCAACGAUGAUGAUGUUGAUGAGAUGAUUCCGAUGGUCGAAGACUUCCUUCUACCUACAACCGAAGAAGUUGAAAAUAAUCCUGCGGCGGGACAAUUUUAUGACGAUCUGUUUGACGAGAUAGAGGCUGAGUUAUAUCCUGGUUGUCAUUGGAUAUCUUCUCUUAACUUUUUAGCAAAAUUAUUGCAUUUGAAAGUUAGAGGCAAGAUUCCGAAUAAAAUCUUCGAUGAAUUACUGAAAUUACUAAAGCUUGCAUUUCCGAAGGGAAAUAAAAUUCCAUCAACCUACUACGAGGCUAAAAAAAGAUUACAGAAAUUAGGGUUAGGGUACGAUUCAAUUCAUGUAUGUGAACAUGACUGUUGUUUGUUUUACAAAGAGCAUUCAACUAAAGAGACUUGUCCAAUUUGCGGAAGUAGUAGAUGGAUUUCUCCUGAAAAAACGGAUGGAAAAAAGGUACCACAUAAGGUGAUGCGUUACUUUCCAUUGACUCCUCGAUUAAAAAGACAUUACAGUUCAAGACUUACAGCGAAGCAAAUGUUAUGGCACUAUACUGGGAAAUCAAAAGACGAUGGGAUAAUGAGACACCUAGUGGAUGGGUUAGCGUGGAAGGAUUUCGAUGCCAAACAUCCUGAUUUUGCUAGUGAACCUCAGAAUGUUCGUUUAGGUUUAGCUGCAGAUGGUUUCAAUCCGUUUGGCAACAUGAGUCAAGCAUAUAGUAUGUGGCCUGUGGUGUUGGCUAACUACAAUCUUCCACCUUGGAUGUGUAUGAAAGAUAACAAUAUCAUAUUAUCCAUUCUUAUUCCUGGACCAAAAUCACCGGGAAAGGACAUGGAUAUAUUCUUGAGACCAUUGGUGGAUGAGUUAAAGGAGUUGUGGGUUAAUGGUGUCGAUACAAGAGAUAGUAUAACCAACACUAUGUUCAAGUUGCGUGCAGCCUUAUUGUGGACAGUUAACGAUUUUCCUGCUCGUAGCUAUUUAUCUGGAUGGAGUGGUCAGGGAUACAAAGCUUGUCCGACGUGUAAUGAAGACACAACUUCUGUUCGAGUAAUCGGUAAGACAUCCUACAUUGGUCACAGAAGAUUCCUUCCAAGUAACCAUCGAAUGAGAAGAGACACUCAGUUUGACGGACAAAUCGAGAGAAGACGUCCACCAAGACGUUUUACUUGUGACGAAAUAUUAGAACAAGUAAACAAACUUGUACCACAAGUACCUGGAAAACACGAGAUGCUUGGAGGUGUCAAACGUAGGCGUAUUGCAGAAGAUCAAAAUUGGAGGAAGAAAAGCAUAUUUUAUGAGCUUGAUUAUUGGUCUUCGAACACGUUAAAACACAACAUUGAUGUCAUGCAUGUGGAGAAGAAUUUUUGUAAAUUUAUUCGAGAUGUGAAAUUUCCAGAUAAUUUUUGUUCCAAUUUAAAGAAGAAAGUAAAUGCUGAUUUAACAAAUAUCAGCAGUUUAAAGUCCAACGACAGUCAUGCAAAUUUGUGCAAGAACUAUAAAGUACAAAAUUUAAAUGUUAGUCAAGAGGAUCACGAGUUAGGCGAUGAAGAAGCAGAUGAAGAAUUAGAUGAAGAAGAUGAUUUAUUAAUUGAUUUUUGUGAAGAUGAUGUUAAUGCUAAUUUAGUUAAUGAUGGAAGCGAUAGUGAUUAUUAG